AUGGGCGCUCCUCGGAAGGGUAAAGGAAAGGGCAAGGCCGGAGAUGCCGCCCCCGAAAAGUCUGGAAAGCUCUUCGGAGGCGGCGGCUUCGCAUCUUUCGGCGACUACAUGGUGGAGAAGAAUCGGAAGCUCAAAGAGCAGUUUGCGGCGGCAGCGGACGCUGGCUCAGGUUGCUCAUCUAAGCCGGCGAUCUUCUCUGGACUCAGCUUCUGGAUGACGGGGCGCACGUGCCUGCCUGACCAAGAGCUGAAACGCAUCAUCGUCGAGCACGGCGGAGUCUACGAGCAGUACGGCUUCACGCAUGUGACGCACGUCAUCGCCGACAACCUGGCCUCCGGGAACCAGACCUGGGCCCAGCUGAAGCGCCGCGCCAAGCGGGUGAAUGUGGUGGCCUCGACCUGGGUGCUGGACUGCGUCAAGGAGAAGCGCCGCCUUCCGGAGCUUCGCUACAUGCCCGCGUGCCUUUCAACUCCCUCCUCCAUGCUCUCUUACAUGGGCAGCAGUAAGACAGAGUCCACCCAGGGCCAAGCAGCUGCUACGGAUGCUGCUUCGAGUGCGAAGUUGGAUGAACCUCCGUCAGUGUCAGCUCCAGCUUCGUGCCUUCGCAUGACAGCGGAGCAGACAAGUUCCGGACUGGAGAAGGCAGAGGAAAGUCCGCCUCGCAAGAAGCAAAAGCAGAUGGAGUGCAUCAGUUUGGAAGACAGUGGAAGUGCGAGCAAGGGUCGCGCGCAGCAGCCUCCCCCACCAGCCACAUUUGCCCUGGAGGUGGGCACGCGGUGCGAAGGCUUGGCGGGCUUCCAGGAGUUCUUGGAGGUGCUCUCAGAUCUGGCGGACAGCGCCGUGCGGCAGCUUUGUGAGCAGGGCCGCUGCUGCAAUGCCGCGGGGCUCCGGAUCACUGCCACGUCCUCCGAGUGGAGCGGCACCGCCGGUGUGGAAGCAACUGCCCGUGCAGCGGACCUUCUUCCAGUGCUGUCAUCCCUGGCGGGCCGUGCUGCUGCGGCGCUGGGCCUGGGUAAGGGGAAGGAGGAGGGCUACGGCUGCUUGUGCCAGGUGGAGGUCCGGCUGCAGUGCCAAGCCCUGGACAGCCGCCUCCAAGUGGAGCCGGACAUGGAUGACCUACCGCCCACUCGCAGCUGCUCAAGCGGACCUCCCAGCGUCAGCAGUGGAUCAGAUGAUGGGCAUUGCGAUGCAAGCAAGCCUCAGACAGAACUGAGUGGAACCUGCUGCGGCACCGACGGCGCAGCAAAGGCCUGCAAUGUCCAGCCGGCAGCCAUCAGACCCAACUGGAAGGAGCUGCCGGUGUGGGCGAGCGAAAGGGCUGGAGCAGAGAAGCUCGUGCGCCACUGGCGGGGAAUCUGCCAGGCUCUGCAGGGUAUGAGAUCCUCAGGCCUGAGAGCAUGGCGCAACGUUUGCGAGCCUAUACGGCAGCCCUCCGUGACAGCGAGCUUGAGCUGCCAUGUAGACGCUUUUCAACAACUCGUGGCAUCUCAUGAGCUCGAGGUUGUGCACCUCGCCUUGCGAGCGCUGCGAGUUUCCACCGUCCGUGGCGUGCCAUCCACGCUUGAUGGAGAAGGCCAACUGCCAACACCGGAGCAGUUUAACAGCCUGCUUGAUGCGACGCAGAGAGCCGUCUCACAUGGUGCAGGAGCACGCCUAAAGGUGGCUCCUUUGCCAGUGGACGAGAUGCAUCAUGAGGGGCAGGAGCUGCCGGAGAACAGCAGAGCUGAUCACCGAUUGCAACCUUGCAGGUGCUUGGUUUGCCGAACCUGUGCAGAAAAAGUGGCCUGCGGCCAGCACUCAGCAUGCCCCCUGUGCGAGAUGAAGGUGCAAUGGCUUGCCGACGAGAGGGCUUUGAUUGCUACGGGAUGGCGGGUUGCCCGGCCCUCCACUUCAACAAGGCCCGAGAAGUGCGGCAUUUGCGUUGGCCGUGCCAAGUGA
Effrenium voratum is the source of this 1938-nucleotide messenger RNA. The record is from the annotation of a GenBank genome assembly. Lineage: Eukaryota; Dinophyceae; Suessiales; Symbiodiniaceae.